AACGAAAUUGAAUUUCUAAAAACAAUCACUCAAUCAAGGUGCGUUUGUUCUCGGAGGAAGCAUUCAAGUUCUAGUGACAGAAUUUCGCGCAAGAAUCAUUAGGAAUUUGAUCGAAUUUCUGUUCGUGAAAAAGCCCCAAAUUUUCGAGAAGUUAGUAUGGGGAAUUUAAAGAUGACGAAGAAAGGGGGUGGUUCAAAGAAAGCUGGGAGAACCCCUCCGAAGAAGCAUGUUGUGAAACCUAGUGCAAGUGGUAGUAGGAAGAAAAAGAGGCAGAAGCUGGUGUACCAGGAGGCAAGUGAAGAUCUAGAUGGCGUACAAUGCAGCGAGGAGGAAAGUAGUGAAGAGGAGUCCUCCUCCGAGGAGUCCUCCUCUGAGGAGUGCUCUGCUUCAUCUUCUGCGUCAUCCACGGAAGGGUCAGAAGGUGAUUCCUCGUCUUCAUCUUCUUCUUCGGAGGAGGAAGAGCCAAGAAAGAGAAAGAGGAAGAAGUCCUCGAAGAAGGCCUCGAUGAAGGCCUCAAAAAAGGCCUCGAAGAAGGUUUCGAAGAAAAAGAGCAAGAGUGCCGGGGAGAUUGUCAAGGCACGUAAUCGUGUUGUCUUGACGCAUUUACGAACUUGUGAAAAGGCCCCUAAAAUUAUUUGCCGGGUCGAGUCGUUCGUCAAGUUAAUCAAGAAACUGGAUGAUUCAAGACGGGAAGAAGUAGAGAAAAUGGGUUUCUCGGGGUUGUUGGAAAUGAAGUUGGGGAAGUUGGACAGGAGGUUCUGUUACUGGUUGAUGACCAGGGUAGAUGCUGAGGGGCAUGUAGAGUUUGGGGAUGGGAAUGUGUUCCGGUUUACCCCGCAACAUGUUCAAAGGAUUUUUGGGCUGCCAAUGGGAACGAAGGAUGUUCCUGCACCUGUGGCAAUUGAUUGGAAGGAUCAGCAAAUGGUACGUCCUGCCAUUGAGCUAUUUAAGAUGUCCGGUACUGGAGUUGCUGAUCCUUCGAAGGAUAUGGUGUUGUUGGAGAAGGUAGCCAAAGUUGUGGAGGGGGAGAAAGAUUCAGCGGGGGAGGUUAUACCUCUAAGUACCCCUGGUGAGAAGCUAGCAUUUAGGAAUGCGUUCUUGGCUGUGGUAGUGGGCCACUUACUUUGCCCUACAGCCAUGUGCACCAACCUGUCACACAAAUUGAUGGCUGUGGUUUCGUUGGGUGGUGUGGCAGAGGAGUACGAUUGGUGCACGUGGACUUAUAAUAGGCUGAUGGAACGUGUGGAAGUGUUUUUGAAGAGUUUUUACGAUGAUGGUUAUGCUCGUGGAUGCGGUGGCUGUGUUGUGGCCUUAAUGAUUUUUUACCUUGAUCGCUUGGCGGGAACCCCCGUUGAUGUAGAACCUUUACCUAGGUUGAAGGUUUGGGGGAACCUGGAAGUGAAAAAAGCAAUCAAGAGAGACAAGAGAAAAGGAUAUGACUAUGGUAGAUCCAAGUCAAAGAAGGUGGUUUAUGAUGGUGAAGUGAGAAACAGUGUUAGUGGCCUGACAAACAAGGAAGUUGACAGGCGGAUUGAAAUUGUGGAUGAGCCGUUGACCGGCAAGGGCACGGAAACUGAUCCUAGCAGGGCAGAUGUUGGCAAUGCAGGGGGAAACGCUGGUGUUUCCCUCUUAGGAAAUCUAAGUAGAGAUAGUGCCGCUGUACAAGAACUGGCGCAUCAGGUACUUGAGUUGUUCAAACCCGGGUUGGAGCGUAUGAUUGUGAAUGCUGUGUCCGAGAGGGAAUGGUUAGCGAGCGGUAGUGGUAUGGGUGUUGGUGGUGAUGGCAGUGGGUGGGGUGGUAGUUUGGUUGGCACUGGGGGGUUUGCUGGCAGUGGUUGGGUUGGGCCUCGUGGUGGGUUGGUUGGCACUAGUGGGUUUGGGGGCACUAGGCGGUUUGUUGGCAGAGGUGAUUACGGUGUUGGUACGAGUAUGGGAAUGGGAAGAGGGGCUGGUGGUAUGGGAAUUGGAAGAGGGCCUUAUGGUUUUCUUGGGGGUAUGGGAAGAGGGGGUGGUGAUGAUGAUGUAAGUGUAGGUCUAGGUCUAGGUCUUCUUGGGUUUGAGAACGCUCCUCGUCAAGGCUACGAUGCUGCUGCUCGAGCACCGAUCGACUUUGAUGCAUUUGCAAGUGGAAAGAAUUCAGGAGGAUCAGGAGGAUCAGGAGGUUCAGGAGGAUCAGGUGGAAAGAACAUUGCUGGUGGGGGAUACUCAGCAGGGGAUUCUGGUUCGUUCCACUAUAACAUUGGUGGUGGGGGUGGCGGUGUUUCAGCUGCUGUUUCGAACGGUCUCUCGACUGCUGCGGCACCUGUUCAGGUCGAGGAAGGUCCUGUUGGGAAGGUUGGAAUGGUGGCAGCUUCGUGUGUGAAGCUAGCUAAUCAACUUUCGUCUGAGGAGAUGCUAGACUCUACAACUGGAUCUUCAAAGAAAUCAGACGCCGCAGCCGUUCCACCGCAGCCGCCGUUCCACCAGAAAGUUGAGCAAGUGACAAAUGUUGAGCAAGUGACAAUUGUAGAUAAAGGAAAAGAGAAAGAAAAAGAGAACGAGCCAGCAAUUACUCCCGGGACUGGGCCCAAGAGAGUGAUUAAGCCUGCGUUGUCUUCUGCUGUGUAUGAGUUGUCUACGAAUCCACAGAGAAUUACAGCGUUUGCAAACCGUGUCCUUGUAUUCAUCCGAUCUUGGCGGUCAUCAAGGAACAUCCCCACCUGCCCGGGACCAGAGAUGAUUAGCUGUGAUGGUGGGGUGGCUGAUCAAAGGGAUUGUUACCACACAUUGAUGGCGAGCCAAUGUGUGAGUUCCGGGUAUGUUCGGAUGGCGUCCUUUCUGUACACUAAGGUGUAGAGGGUGAAGGAGUUCGUUGGAAAGAGUGAAAGGAUAUUGCUGACUCCUGAUUUUGCCUUAAGGGUAUUGGAACCCAGAGACUCCAACUACAUCAUAGGCACCAAGUACGGCAAGGUUCUGAAAAACAUCUCGUUUACUUCUCUAGCGACGGUAUUUGUCCCCGUACUGGUCAAAGAACAUUGGUGGGGUGUCUGUUUUGACAUUAAGGGGAAGACAAUAAGAUUGAUUGAUUCGAUCUUCAAAAACCCAGCGGAGAAACAUGCCGAUAACCUUAAUGAUCUGGUUAAUGCAAUGGACACCAUGUUCGAGGUGAAUGUACCUGGAUACCAGACAGGGACAAUGAGCAAUUGGCGUACUGAGGUCAUCAACAUAGCAGGCAAUGUGGACAAUAAGUCGUGCGGGGUUAUAAUGUUAAGCUGCAUGAAGGCAUG
Spinacia oleracea (spinach) is the source of this 3266-nucleotide messenger RNA. RefSeq lists its product as uncharacterized. The coding region runs from base 157 to 2835 and encodes 892 amino acids. The transcript has 12 exons. NCBI's taxonomy places the organism in Eukaryota, Viridiplantae, Streptophyta, Magnoliopsida, Caryophyllales, Amaranthaceae. The record is from RefSeq and is a predicted model, not a curated record.